Messenger RNA from Fimicolochytrium jonesii, 845 nucleotides. RefSeq lists its product as uncharacterized. The record is from RefSeq and is a predicted model, not a curated record. Bases 96 to 554 code for a protein of 152 amino acids. The transcript is spliced from 3 exons. NCBI's taxonomy places the organism in Eukaryota, Fungi, Chytridiomycota, Chytridiomycetes, Spizellomycetales, Powellomycetaceae.
CCGGACGUAACGCCUCUCAGGCAUUGAGAGCCUGCUCGUUCUGCGAACAUCGGCGGCUCCUUCCCAAACAAUUCACUCCCGACGCUAUCACGCGGAUGUGUGUCACAACACAACCGACGCAUACGACGUUGCAACAGCCAGCGGGAGUACCCUACGAGAACCAGGAUGAGUUCGUUCAAAUGGGAAAGAACAGAAUCAAGCAACGCGAGAACGAGAAGCUGAAGAAGCAGGCGCGUCGCGACCGGCACUUCCAACGCCAUCCCGAUUACGUCCAGAGCUGCGAAAUGGCCGCGCGGACUGGAUUGCCAAGCAGAACGCACAUGACCGCGCCGGCACCUCCACCUCCACCCCCACCCCCACCUCGACCUCCACCUCCCUCCCAUCCCCAUCCCCAACCCGGUCCCCCACCACAUCAAUCCCAUCCAUCGCUACUAUAUGAGCCGAAGAAAGGUCCACAGAAGGUGCGAGCACGGGAGAAGACGUAUAGGAAGAUGCAAUCACAAUUCCGGAUGAAAGCUCAGGAUCUGAGGCGCGGAAGUAAGCGGUUUUUUUGAAGGAUAGAGCGUGUAAGUAUAAAAACAAGGGAUGCGUUACGUUUGUCGCCUUUCAUAUGUCCCUACAGCUGGCACACACGGCAAGAGUCUUAGAGAGCAGCUUUGGAAAGAUCAGGAAGAGACACGGAAGCACGCCACCGCCCGGCCUCCUUUGAACGUGACCCCAAUGAGAAGGAGAACAUCAAUAUCAUCGGCGAAGGGCUGUACUACGACCAACAUGAGGUAUCGAAAGGUAAAGCGUGAGCGCAGAAAGAUGGUACGUUGGUAAUUGGCUUUUUGACCCGCUUUUUU